CCAAGAAAUUAGGUUAGGACUGAAAAAUUAUUAUUGCGUUUCAGAAUUUAUUCGUAAUUGUUAACACAUAGUACAAUUUAUUACACAUAAUAGAUAAUACUAUAUCAAUCAAAUAUUAAAAUGUUGCGAAUUGGUUUGAGAAUUAUGCGCACUGCUAUAGGAAGCAGAGCUUUUGCAAAUGCACCGGCUCAAGAACAAGCAAUCUCAACAACUUUCAAAGUUCAAGAUCCAAAAGACUUUAAUAAUCGUGUUAAAAAUUCUAAAGUGCCAGUGAUCGUUGAUUUUUUCGCAACAUGGUGCAAUCCUUGUCGCAUGCUUACUCCUCGCAUAGAAUCUGUAAUUGCGGAAAAACAAGGAAAAGUUUUAUUGGCAAAAGUUGAUAUUGAUGAGAAUAGUGAUCUUGCAUUGGAUUAUGAGGUUGGAUCUGUUCCAGUCUUAAUUGCAAUGAAAGACGGAAAGGUUUUAGAUAGAAUUGUUGGUCUUCAGGAUGUAGAUAAACUUAAACAAUUUGUAGAUAAGUAUUCAGAAUAAUGUAAUCUAUUUUAAUUGUAAUUUUUUUAUGAAAUGAUUUGUAGUUAUUGGGAUAUUUGUAUAAUAUUAUAUGGUAAAAAAUGUACAAUGCAAUAUAUAAGUUUUUAAUUAUAACAUAUAUCUCU
This is a messenger RNA of Apis laboriosa (Himalayan honeybee), 656 nucleotides long. Its product is annotated as thioredoxin, mitochondrial. Gene Ontology annotation, cellular component: cytoplasm. The record is from RefSeq and is a predicted model, not a curated record. Bases 121 to 531 code for a protein of 136 amino acids. Lineage: Eukaryota; Metazoa; Arthropoda; Insecta; Hymenoptera; Apidae. Gene Ontology annotation, molecular function: oxidoreductase activity, acting on a sulfur group of donors, disulfide as acceptor; protein-disulfide reductase activity. The transcript is spliced from 3 exons.